AUGAAUAUGGAGAAAAACGAUGACGAAAACACAUUACCAAAGGCCACUGUAGACAAGAUGGUGUCGUCCAUGCUUCCAAAAAACUCUGUCGUUCCAAAGGAGUCCAAGGAGAUUUUUCAGAAUGCAUGCAUCUACUUCCUCAACAUGUUGACUCUGGAAGCAAACAAAGCCUGUGAGGAAGAGAAGAAAAAGACAAUAAGCUAUGAACACGUCUACAAGGCAUUGAAGAACCUCGGGUUCGAGAGCUAUGUCGAGAGCUGCAUGAAGGAACACGAGAACUAUGAGAGCUACAUCAAACAGAAGCCAUCCAAGAUCGACAAGUUCAAGGACUCAGGCCUAACCAUGGAAGAGCUUCACAGCCAGCAGAUCAAGCUCUUUCAAAACGCAAAGCUCCAGUUCGAAAGGUCCUUUGAGGACGACCACUAUGGAGAUAACGACGGAUGA
Messenger RNA from Encephalitozoon cuniculi GB-M1, 444 nucleotides. RefSeq lists its product as uncharacterized. The record is from RefSeq and is marked provisional. NCBI's taxonomy places the organism in Eukaryota, Fungi, Microsporidia, Unikaryonidae. Gene Ontology annotation, molecular function: TBP-class protein binding; protein heterodimerization activity; general transcription initiation factor activity. Bases 1 to 444 code for a protein of 147 amino acids. The transcript has a single exon. Gene Ontology annotation, biological process: chromatin remodeling; negative regulation of transcription by RNA polymerase II; RNA polymerase II preinitiation complex assembly. Gene Ontology annotation, cellular component: negative cofactor 2 complex.